GUGUCCCCACAGCCCUGUCACGAAUCCCGGUCGGGUUCUGGGAGGCACAGCCUCGGGGUUGCGGGCCGGGUGCGGCUCGGCGGUGGAGGACUCACUUCCUGCUCCAUCCCCGGCUGGGCCCUGGGGCGGAACUGAUGACGCUUGAUAAUGUGGCUGGGGACUUCAGGGAAGAGUGGGUUACCUGGACACUGCUUAGAGAAUCCUCUCCAGGAAUGCCACCCAGCACAGUUAGAAGAAUGGGCUCUCAAAGGAAUUUCCAGGCCUAGUGUAAUCUCCCAGCCGGAGCAGAAAGAAGAGCCAUGGGUCCUACCACUCCAAAACUUUGAGGCGAGGAAGAUCCCGAGGGAAAGCCACACAGACUGUGAGCAUCAGGUGGCAAAGCUCAAUCAGGACAAUUCUGAAACAGCAGAACAAUGUGGAACAUCCUCAGAAAGGACCAAUAAAGAUCUUUCUCAUACUCUUAGUUGGGGAGGAAACUGGGAGCAAGGCCUAGAAUUAGAAGGGCAACAUGGAACCCUUCCAGGAGAGGGCCAGCUGGAGUCCUUUUCACAGGAGAGGGAUUUAAACAAGCUCCUGGAUGGAUAUGUAGGAGAGAAGCCUAUGUGUGCAGAAUGCGGGAAAAGCUUUAACCAGAGUUCCUAUCUCAUAAGACACCUAAGAACCCACACUGGCGAGAGGCCCUAUACGUGCAUUGAGUGUGGGAAAGGCUUCAAACAGAGCUCAGACCUUGUCACCCAUCGCAGAACACACACAGGAGAGAAGCCCUACCAAUGCAAGGGGUGUGAGAAGAAAUUCAGCGACAGCUCAACACUCAUCAAACAUCAGAGAACCCACACAGGGGAGAGACCCUAUGAGUGCCCAGAGUGUGGAAAGACUUUUGGGCGGAAGCCACACCUCAUAAUGCACCAAAGAACCCACACAGGCGAGAAGCCCUACGCGUGCCUGGAAUGUCACAAAAGCUUCAGUCGAAGCUCAAAUUUCAUCACUCACCAGAGGACCCACACAGGGGUGAAGCCUUACAGGUGUAAUGACUGUGGGGAGAGUUUUAGCCAGAGCUCGGAUUUGAUUAAGCACCAACGAACCCACACGGGAGAACGGCCCUUCAAAUGCCCGGAGUGCGGGAAGGGCUUCAGAGAUAGUUCUCAUUUUGUAGCUCACAUGAGCACUCAUUCAGGAGAGAGGCCUUUCAGUUGUCCUGACUGCCACAAAAGCUUCAGUCAGAGCUCACAUUUGGUCACGCACCAAAGAACACACACAGGUGAGAGACCUUUUAAGUGCGAAAACUGUGGGAAAGGAUUCGCCGACAGCUCCGCCCUCAUUAAGCACCAACGAAUCCACACCGGAGAAAGACCCUACAAAUGUGGAGAGUGUGGGAAGAGCUUCAAUCAGAGCUCCCACUUUAUUACCCAUCAGCGAAUCCACUUAGGAGACAGGCCCUAUCGAUGUCCUGAGUGUGGCAAGACCUUCAAUCAGCGUUCCCAUUUCCUCACACACCAGAGAACGCAUACAGGAGAAAAACCUUUCCACUGUAGUAAAUGUAACAAGAGCUUCCGUCAGAAAGCGCAUCUUUUAUGCCAUCAAAACACCCAUUUGAUUUAGGAAGUAGUCUUUGGUGUUCAGCUGCUCCCUUGCACAUUUUCAUUGCUACUGUCUUCAAGCACCCCAAAUAGAGAAAACCUGGGCGUCAGUGGCUCAAUUUGGGCCCUGAUCUAUUCUCCCUCUUUCUUGUCUAUGUUAUAACAGAGAGGAUAAACUUAAAGGGUCCAAAUAACGGUCCGAAUACAAAAGGCAUUCCUUCAGUGUGUGACUGACUCUUAGGGAAAUGUGAGUUUAAUAGUUGAUGCCCGCCAGGCGUGGUGGCUCACCCCUGUAAUCCCAGCACUUUUGGGAGGCCAAGGUGGGUGGAUCACUUGAGGUCAGGAGUUGAGACCAGCCUGGUGAGCAUGGUGAAACCUCAUCUCUACUAAAAAUGCAAAAAUUAGCUGGGCAUGGUGGCACGUGCCUGUAGUCCCAGCUACUCGGGAGGCCGAGGCAGAAGAAUCAUUUGAACUCAGAAGGUGCAGGUUGCAGUGAGUUGAGAUCAUGCCACUGCACUCCAGCCUGGGCAACAGAGAGAGACUCUGUCUCCAAAAAAAUUAAAAAGUUGAUGCCUAGUUACUAAAUGAGAAGUGAGAAAAAUGUGGCCUAGAGAUCACAUGUUCACCACCUAGUACAGUGCCUGGCACAACAUAGAUGCUCAAUAACUAAAUGGUCCCAUCAUUAUUAAUGAUUAAUAGUUGAGGUCUUAUAUAAAGGCUUUAAUGCAGUACCUGGCCCUUAAAAGACACUCAGUACAAGAUUGGUGGCUUUUAUCAGUCUUAUUACUCAAUUAGAAAUUUAUUAGUGUAGUCCCCCCGCCCCAAACUCAGAACGUGAAAGAAAUUAGAUUGGAACUAGAAGGUUUGGGGUUGGAAUACACAAAUUGAAUAAAAUGGAAAUGCACUGCCAGUUCAGUGCUGUGCAGGCAUUAGUCACCAGAGGUCUCACUGCCAUGACAAGGCCAAAUUAUCGUAGAGGAUGUUUGCGGUCUUGUGACUUGGAGGCUGAAAGAAUUUCAGAAGCUCUUUUAAAUGGCAGUGUAUGGCAGUGUAUCUACCAGAGGUUUGCUGUCAUCUGACACAGAGAAAAUAUCCUACAAUGAACAAGCCAGAGGGACCUGGUAGAGGACUAUAAAAUUGUGGAAGCAAAAUUGCUGAGAAUGUCAAAUGAUAUUACAGGGAUCCUCCCUGGCAUUUAGCUGAAGGAAGCAACUCUUGUUUUCUAAUUUGCUGGGUCAUUGGCCAUUUAGUUUUAGGUUAAUAUAAUUCUCUGAUCCUUUUAGGGCCAUCCAGGUUAUGCACUAGUACAUUCCUACAUUCAAUUGAAAUAAAUUGAGGGACGGCAAGUGUGUUGGAAAGAACACCGACUUCAUUGAGAAGGUAAAGUAUUUGAGUCCUGGCCCUGACGCUUAAUUUGGCCAGACUUUCAUCUUCUCCCAGCCUCAAGUUUUACCUACCUCACAAGGUUGUUGUGAGGAUCUAAAAAUACACACACACACACACACACACACACACACACACACACUUUGUUGGUUAACUAUAAAUGUAAUAUCUCUAUGUUAUAAUUCUGUUGCUAAUGUCUUUUU
Molecule: messenger RNA, 3163 nt
Organism: Homo sapiens (human)
Lineage: Eukaryota; Metazoa; Chordata; Mammalia; Primates; Hominidae
Gene: ZNF774
Product: zinc finger protein 774
Exons: 4
Coding region: 148-1599 (483 amino acids)
Cellular component (GO): nucleus
Source: RefSeq, marked validated